CCCAUCCCCUUGUGGCCUAACUAUGGUAACCAUUUACAAGCCCUACACAAAAACCAUCAGUUUCUCCAUCGACCUCUCUAGCUAAUUCAUCAAAAAUGAGUGAGCUUGUUAUCCUCGAUGAUGGGCAACUGCGCCAGCUUGCCAAGCUUGUUUACUACCAAGAAGUAGACGCCAUACAUAGCAUAGACUUUAGUUCUGAGCCCGAACUCGCUGCGUACCUUCGCGAUUGCGGGGACAGCUACAACACCGUUCUUAACGUUUUGGAUUCUGGUCGUAAAGCUGACGAGGAGUAUAAGAACGACAACAUUGCAUCUCCCAUAGCUAAUGACAUCUACUCUUAUAUCAUAAAUGCUGCCAAUCUCGCACUCCAGACUGUGAGGAACUGUAGCUUGCGAUAUGAUUAUCUGGGAAAAAUUUCAGAGAAUGCUGGUGCCUUCAUCAAGGAAUUAGGAGAAGUGAACGGUGAUUUGGAGAAAGCUCAGAAAUUAGCCAAUGAUGCAUCCGAAUACAGGAAUCAAACCUUGGAAUCCAUCAGGAAGCAGCAAAGUACCGCGUCCCGUGAAUUCUCAAAAUUGGUUAAAGAGAGUGGGAUACAGUUCGAUGAGCUUGUGACCAGGUACAGUUCCAAGAGAUAUGGCAAGCUAUUUACCGAACUGGAAGAGCAUGAAAAGCUACAGGUGUACUACGACAUCAUUGAGGCAUCCGGUCGUGGAAAUGUGGGAGUGACGAGGUUUGCGACCGCGGCUGGAGCUGCCGGCAUCGCAGUGCUAAUUUUCACUGCAGCCAUGAUGGUGUGGGACAUAUUUUCAUCAGAGCACGUCCUUGAAACCGCCACACGCGACGCUGUGGAGUCGGCGGCAGCUAUCGGUGGCGCGAUGCUGGGGGAAGUCGUCGGAGCCGCCGUGGCAAGUAAUUUGAUUGGCGUCGAGGCGACUUCUGUAUUCGUGCUGCUGGCAGGAUUUGCGACCGGCAUUGUAGGAGCAUUUUAUCCUCGGGUCAUUCGCCGGCUGGUUGGUUGGCUUGAUUUUCGGCUCUGGGGGCAAGCAAAUCUCCAGUAUGGAUGGACUCAAAUGCUACGUGUCUUCGAUGCCCGACGGUGCAGUUCUCGCCCGUCAAAUUGCAAGUCAGUAGCUAUGGGCUUACACAAUUAAGAUCUUUUGUGAGCGAGAUGGGGUGCCUAUCAUCUACAUUUGUCGCUAAUAAAUCCUCAUACCAUCAAAUGAAGAAACAUAUAUCACUUUAAUUGACGUACGUCUUUCAAUAAGUCGCCAUUUCAGCAAUAUUCAAAUGGUACCAUAUAUUUGCGCUCU
Molecule: messenger RNA, 1310 nt
Organism: Elaeis guineensis (African oil palm)
Lineage: Eukaryota; Viridiplantae; Streptophyta; Magnoliopsida; Arecales; Arecaceae
Source: RefSeq, a predicted model, not a curated record